UGCCUGCAGUUUCAGAAUCUACGCUCGGUAGCACAGCACCGCCAGUCCGUAUAUAAGCACAUAUUAAUUAUCUGAAUCUUCGCAUCUUCUAUCUACUUCUUCAAUCUAGAAAUCACUCUUCACUCGUUGUAACCCAUGUAGGGACCUCUACUCAUUAGCUUUCUAUUGUUUGAUUCUGCCAUUACUGUAGGCGGGCUAAAGCGACAAGUACCUAUCAGUCACACCUUCUGCGCAUUCACGAUGGGAUGUUCGAGCUCUCAUCCUGCUGGGGAGGAACCGCAACCUCAAAUGCUCCAGCGGGAUUUACCAGCUCAACAAGCAUCCAGGCUGUCUAUUAGCAUAACCACACCGCAUUCCGCUUGCACAGCGACAACUCCUGGUCCUGAACCCAAUCAUUCACUUCCAACAGAACAAGAAUCAGAACCCAUUCCAGCCAGAGAAUCGCAACCUGCUCAGACAGCACCAGAGGCACAAAUGCACCAUGAUAUCGAAGUGAACAACGCAGACAGUGCGACGACACUACCAGCGCCCGUUUCCAGUACCCGAGACACAACAGCUACAAUGGAGUUAUCCACUGAAGAUAUGAGCGCAAAUACAACAGAUAUGACUCAGAAUGCAUCUACGGGGCCUGCGCCGGGUCAUAAUAAGCAUUAUCCGCCAGAGAAGAUAUGCACUUACUGCAGCGAGAUGAUCAAUUUGGAUAAAGAGGAUAUGCUCUAUCCUUGUGUGAGAUGCGACUCCGGCUGCUGCAAGAGCUGCAUUCGAAAAAUGUUCCUGAACGCCUGCAAAAGCGAAUCAGAUAUGCCUCCCCGAUGUUGCAAGCCUAUCCCGUUGGCGUUCGCCCGUGCCGUUCUCUCGGAUGUCGAAGUCUGUCUCUUCAAAGCAAAGUACGAGGAAUGGAACACACCGAAUCGUAUCUACUGUCCAGUUCCCACAUGCUCCGCGUUCAUUCCUUAUCGUCUUUUCUCCGUCCCAGUACGGAACACCGACAAUUCCAAAGAGAAUCAGGCGGUCGACAAAUACCCCAAUUCUACAGCAAUGGUUGGAACCAGCGUGAAGGUGGAAAUUGACACUCCUCCCCCAACACCGCCAGGAUCUUACUCCCCGCACUCUUCACAAGCAGCUCCAUCCAUAUUGUGUCCCAAAUGUGAGACCAGCAUAUGCUGCUCAUGCAAGCAGCUCGCUCACGAUGGAUUCCCUUGUCCUGAAGUUCAAGACACCGAUCCGUUGCUGGAGCGUGCACUUCGAAAAUGGGGAUACAAGCGGUGCCCGAAGUGCCACGCUGGUGUACGACGGAUGUGGGGAUGCUCUCAUAUACGAUGUCGAUGUGGUGCUCAGUGGUGCUGGGAGUGCACUGGUCCGAUAGAAAGAUGCAAUCAGGAGGGAUGUAUAGAUCAAGAUAGAGACGGAGAGGAAGAUGAUUCAAGAGCAUCUGAUACUGACACUGGUAUCGGCGAAAACUUCGAUGCUGGAAGCGACUGGGAAGACUAUGGAUAUGAUUUGGGCGAGGAGCCAAAUGGUGAAUACAUUGAUCCUCUGACUUGCCAGCACUCGUGGGAGGCUGCCACGGACGAUGAUACAGAUCCGAACCUGGAGUACGAUUGCGAAUGCUGUUGGAAGAAGGUCUUCCCACAACCAUUCCCUACGUAUUACCGAGGCGUCCAACCCUUAAUGGAGACAGGAUCCCUCCAUGAGCAACAGGAUAGCGGAGAUGAGUGCUGGGUCGGUGAGGAUCAAGCAAUGCAGCGGUGUCACAACUGUGGUCUCAUAGCGUGUUCUCGCUGUCGGGAUGGAAUGCCAAUGAAAGAGCAACAGGCAUAAGGAAUGAAUAAUAAGGGGGUAUAUUAUUUCUGUACAUAAUGCCAUACAUAAUCACGAGUCAGCAGAGCGUGCGGAGUUUCUAGGAAAUGGACUUUUCAGUUUCCUGUCUCGGUGUUGACAGGUUUCCAACCAGUAUCAGCUUAUGGAGUUAAUGAGAGGUGGUAAAGAGCGAAACAAUUAGAACAUCACUCAAAAUCGUGCAAUCAUAUAAUAUUAUGGCCUAAUUGUCAAGUUUUCAGCCUGACUUGUUGCGAAAUGUCUCGCAGAUAAUUCGCCGGUUUUAAUGAUAAUCGAGACUAUCACG
This is a messenger RNA of Paecilomyces variotii, 2125 nucleotides long. RefSeq lists its product as hypothetical. The transcript has a single exon. Gene Ontology annotation, biological process: ubiquitin-dependent protein catabolic process; protein polyubiquitination; positive regulation of proteasomal ubiquitin-dependent protein catabolic process. Bases 241 to 1821 code for a protein of 526 amino acids. The record is from RefSeq and is a predicted model, not a curated record. Lineage: Eukaryota; Fungi; Ascomycota; Eurotiomycetes; Eurotiales; Thermoascaceae. Gene Ontology annotation, molecular function: zinc ion binding; ubiquitin protein ligase activity; ubiquitin conjugating enzyme binding. Gene Ontology annotation, cellular component: cytoplasm; ubiquitin ligase complex.